Messenger RNA from Colossoma macropomum (tambaqui), 2501 nucleotides. It is a transcript of the gene rxfp3.3b, whose product is annotated as relaxin family peptide receptor 3.3b. The record is from RefSeq and is a predicted model, not a curated record. Gene Ontology annotation, cellular component: membrane. Lineage: Eukaryota; Metazoa; Chordata; Actinopteri; Characiformes; Serrasalmidae. Gene Ontology annotation, biological process: immune response; G protein-coupled receptor signaling pathway. The transcript has a single exon. Bases 137 to 1327 code for a protein of 396 amino acids. Gene Ontology annotation, molecular function: G protein-coupled receptor activity.
CACUUUAGUAAACAGAGAGAUGCUGUCCCUCCCGAGUGACCACAGCCGAGCUGCUAGGCGAGACGCACUCCCGCGUUCCACUAGAACUCAAACACCAUCUCCACUAUCUGUGUGCUUUCGGGGUCUCUGAGGUGGCAUGCAAGCGGUUCAUGAGCUGGUGCUGGUGAAGGCACCUGUGGUCGAGACGCUCUUGGCGGGGAUGGCGGACGCAGCGAGCAACCAGAGCACCUUCAACUUUUCGCACUUCACCUACCUGGAGGACAUCGAGGUGUUCGCGGACGGCUCGCCCGUGCUCCUGUUUCUCAUCUCCAUCGUCUACUCGUUCGUGUGCGCCGUGGGCUUGGUGGGCAACAUCCUGGUGUUCUUCCUGAUGAAGUCGAGACAGAGGAAGAAGCAGUCGUCCGUGAACUUCUUCGUCCUGAACCUGGCCGUGACCGACUUCCAAUUCGUGCUGACGCUGCCCUUCUGGGCCGUGGACAUGGCGCGCGACUACAGCUGGCCCUUUGGCCACGUCAUGUGCAAAGUGGUGCUCUCGGUGACGGUGAUGAACUCGUACGCGAGCGUCUUCUUUCUCACCGCCAUGAGCGUCACGCGCUACUGGGCCGUGGCCUCGGCGCUGCGGGACCGCACCAGGCGCGCGCGCUGCUCCGUCAAGCGCGUGAGUGCGCUGCUCUGGCUGCUCGCCACGGUGGCCACGGCGCCCACCGUGGCCUUCUCGACGCAGAAGAAAGUGUACAACGAGACCCUGUGCCUCAUCAGCCUGCCCGACCAGCUGUGGCCGGGCUUGUACCACCUCCAGAGGAUCUUCGUGGGCUUCGUAAUCCCGCUGCUUAUCGUGUGCGUGUGCUACCUGCUGCUCCUGCGGCUCGUGCGCCUCCGCAGCAUGAACAACAACCUGCCCAAGCGGCGCUCCAAGGUGACCAAGUCGGUCACUAUCGUGGUGCUCUCGUUCUUCCUCUGCUGGAUGCCCAACCACGCCAUCACCCUGUGGGGCGUGCUGGUCAGGAUGGACCUGGCCAACUUCGACCAAGCCUACUACAUAUGCCACACGUACGUGUUCCCCGUGGCUAUCUGCCUGGCGAACGCCAACAGCUGCCUCAACCCGGUCCUGUACUGCCUCACGAGGAGAGAGUUCAGGAAAAUGCUGAAGGACUUGUUCUGGAGGUUCUCCUCUCCAGCCGCGGUCAAUGGCUGCCGGGUCCGUCCGUUCUCAGGGAGCACUAAAGGCGAGCAGGACGACAGCCAGGCGGCCAUCCCGCUGAAUGUGAUCGACACGGAGCAGUGCAGGCUCUCCGGGCUUAACGGCCAGUGUGGAACGCCGAGGUAAAUGCGCAACGGUGCGUAAAAACGCAAUGUGGACACCGGCGGAGCCUCGCGCGCAGGCUACUGCCAAACCGACUACCAAGGUUUUUUUUUUCGUCCUCUCUGUGGUUCUUACACACUUCAAAAAGAUCUUCAAAGGUUCUUCAAGGGUUUUUAGUAAAGCCGAUGGGGUAUAUUUAGAACCACGACUUCAAUGUAGACUUUAUACGAUACGAUAAACUUUGUCAGAUUCCUCUGUAAAUUGUCUUGCAUCACAACAGGUCCAUGGUGGGGGGGCGCUUUCACAGCCUCACAAUCACCUAACACACCUGACUGAGGAAUAAAAGAGUUCCUAAAGUCCUGACUUCGGUACUCUAAAACGUCAAAAUGUUGAAUUCCUGCUUGAACAGUUCUUUGCAUGGUGAAAUGGUUCUUCAUAUUAAUAGAGAACGUGCUAUGGAUCUUUAUAGAACCUGUUUGAAAAUGGAAAAUGGAUGCGAGGUCAAGCUUGUAACAAUAGCAGAAACUUUUUGGGCCAGUAUAGACACAUUUGCUAUAUAUAAUCAUCUACAAAGCAUUCUAAAGAACCAUUUCACCAUUUCACCACGUCACCGUGCACCAUUCCAGUGGUUAAAGAACCAUUUAAUCAUGAAGUGGUUCUACAUAGAACUCAUGGCUGUAAACAGAACAGUCGUCGUCACUGUAGAACCCUUGAAGAGCCAUCCUUUUUAAGAGGUAUCUGAAAAGUACCAGUGCGUCAUGUACAUUUUGUUCCUCAACUGUGCUCAGCUACGCUACAGAAACCUCCAUCUGUGAAUAUAAGAAUGUGCCCAGAUCGCGCGUACGACUCAAAGCCAUUGCAGUCAGCUGCGAAGUGCAAGCGAGUGCGGACGCAAUGCAUGACUGCUCUGUCUGCCUCUGUCGACAUAAGCUACCUGUAAAUAUGUUUGGAAAAGUUACUUAUUUAAUGUAAGAAAGACUCACGAACGCGCAAACCAGUUCUGUUGUGCAGUGAAAUCUUCCCAGACACGAGCAGGAACUGGCAGCAGCGAUUCUAUUACACUUCUUUGGUAUUUGGGGAAAAGUGUGAACAUUUUGACGCAGUGUUGUGUUGGGCGAGUCUGUGGAAAUCUUCAGUGUUAUGUGUAAGCUUCAGAUACACAUCCAGGAUUUGUUUCGUACGGUCUGUUUCUUUUUUC